UCGGUCUCAAUUGGUUGACAUAUAUUCCUCACAAAUCCACCGUCUCACAAAAAAAAUAUAUUUUCUUUUUUGUAUUUUAGUUAUCAGGAUUUUUCAGAAUUUUUAUUUGUUUUUCUUUCGGAAAAUUUAUGUCUAUUUAACUCCUGUAUUCAACACACAAUAUAUGUAUACCUAAAAUAUUCUUUAUCACAAAUUUUUUGUUUUGACUUUUUCUUUAAAUUUAUUUUUGGUUGUUACGAAAACAGUAUUUUUGUCAAGCAUUUUUCUUUGUUUUCUAUGCAAACUUUAUUUUUUUAUUCAAAUAAAUAUUUUUUAAACUCAUUUUUAUCCAUCUUUUUCUUUACACCUCUCUCGGCUAAUAUUGUGCCAGUUGUCCCAACAGUAGCAAUACCAACCAAGUACAACCGUCCUCCUCUAUUCGUAUAUAAUCCACCUUCAGAAUCUCCGGUGGUUACUCCCUUGUAAAGGGGUCCCGCGCAUAGACUAGUACCACCAGGGUAAAAUCUAAAAAACAAAUUUAGAACAUCGUUUUUUAAUUACUGCAAACCCCUUACAGCUGGCACUUGACUUCAAUUUUAUUGCAGCAUGAUGGAGUUUUCCGUAGGGUAUUAGAGGCGAUGGGGUAGUUCCUCUGGUGCCGUUAUUAGUCCGUAAUCCAACUCCCAACGAGAUGGGUAACGCAUGCAGUGCGCAGAGGUUAACACCACAUUAGGGGCAAUGAUAACACCGGUACAUAUUGCAACCUUCGGGCAGUCGAAAUAAGAAAUAAAGACAAAUUUUAUAACUAACAUU
Messenger RNA from Meloidogyne enterolobii, 792 nucleotides. NCBI's taxonomy places the organism in Eukaryota, Metazoa, Nematoda, Chromadorea, Rhabditida, Meloidogynidae. The record is from the annotation of a GenBank genome assembly.